This is a messenger RNA of Racocetra fulgida, 1387 nucleotides long. NCBI's taxonomy places the organism in Eukaryota, Fungi, Glomeromycota, Glomeromycetes, Diversisporales, Gigasporaceae. The record is from the annotation of a GenBank genome assembly.
CCCUAUUGAAUUAGAAAAAUUAAAACGUGAUCUAUCACAUGAUCGAAGAUGGCAGUUAACAUAUGCGCAGAUCUAUAAAAUGUUGGAAUAUUACGAGGAAGUCUCUGGAUGUUAUAUUAUCAGACCAUUGGCUUAUAAUAUUUGGCAAGAAAUUCAAAACUUAUUUUUAUUACUUUUAAUGAUAGAUUUUUUUGAUUCCGAAAUUAAAAAGUUGGGGGUUGAAGAUACAUAUUUUCCAAUGUUUGUUUCGCAACGACAAUUGGAAAGAGAAAAGGAUCAUAUCGAAGGUUUUGCCCCGGAAGUAGCUUGGGUUACUAAAGCAACUCGUGAAUUUUUGUGGCAGGAGGGUCACACUGCUCAUUUUACUAAAGAAGAAGCUGAUGCUGAAGUUCGUCAAAUACUUGAGCUUUAUCGGCAGGUAUAUGAGGAUUUAUUAGCUGUUCCUGUUAUCAAGGGUCUCAAAUCUGAAAAGGAAAAAUUUGCCGGCGGACUUUACACUACUACUAUUGAGGGUUUUAUUCCAACUACGGGGCGUGGAAUUCAAGCUGCAACUUCUCACUGUUUGGGUCAAAAUUUUGCUAAAAUGUUUGAUAUUGUAGUUGAAGAUCCUAAUGCUCCUGCGAACUCUGAAAACAAGGCAAAGAAACUUCAUGUAUGGCAAAAUUCUUGGGGUUUAACAACUCGAAGUAUCGGUGUAAUGGUUAUGAUUCAUGAUGAUGAUAAAGGUUUGGUGUUGCCUCCACGGAUCGCCUCUAUUCAAGUCAUUGUUAUUCCUUGCGGUUUAACUGUAAAGACAUCUGAAGAGGAUAAGAAACGCGUAGAAGAAAAAAUUAACGACGUAGUGAAGGAAUUGAAUUCUGUUGGGAUAAAGGCGAAAGCCGAUCUCAGGGAUACCUAUACUCCAGGGUACAAGUUUAAUCAUUGGGAAUUGAGGGGUGUUCCGCUUCGAUUAGAGAUUGGACCCCGCGAUUUAACAAAAAACCAAACUCUUUCUGUUCGCCGUGAUAAUGGUGUUAAGGAUCCUAUUCCAUUAGAUAAGCUUACAACCUGUGUUCCAGAUAUACUUAAUACGAUCCAAAAGGACAUGUUUGAAAGAGCAAAAAAAAUAUAUGACGACCAUGUUAAAGUUAUACAUAAGUGGGAGGAUUUUGUUCCAGCUCUCGAUAGUAAAAACGUUGUACUUGUUCCUUGGUGUGAACAAGAACAUUGUGAAGAUAAAAUCAAAGAAAAAAAACCUGAAGACGAUAAAGCUCCAUCAAUGGGUGCCAAAUCACUUUGCAUUCCCUUUGAACAACCAACCGAACCUCCUAUCGUGCCUAACGAAACAAAAUGUAUAUCUUGCGACGGAUUUGCAAAAAGAUAUGCAUUAUUUGGCAGAAGUUAUUAA